Haplochromis burtoni (Burton's mouthbrooder) is the source of this 3548-nucleotide messenger RNA. It is a transcript of the gene traf5, whose product is annotated as Tnf receptor-associated factor 5. Bases 144 to 1904 code for a protein of 586 amino acids. The record is from RefSeq and is a predicted model, not a curated record. Gene Ontology annotation, cellular component: plasma membrane signaling receptor complex. NCBI's taxonomy places the organism in Eukaryota, Metazoa, Chordata, Actinopteri, Cichliformes, Cichlidae. Gene Ontology annotation, molecular function: zinc ion binding; thioesterase binding. Gene Ontology annotation, biological process: positive regulation of JNK cascade; protein K63-linked ubiquitination; regulation of canonical NF-kappaB signal transduction. The transcript is spliced from 11 exons.
CGUUUCCUUCUCCUGCUGCUACGGCUGCGCUGCCUAUCAUAGGAUCAUCAAUAGCGAUCAUUAACAUUGAUCCAUGCUGGAACUGCAUGGAUCGCUGUCUUGAAGUGUUUUAAUGUCUUCAGAGAGAUUCACUUACUGAGCUCAUGGCAACAGCAAAUACAAAUCAGGGAGGAUCCCCGGAGGAGUCAAGCGUUCCCUCUGAGACCUACUCGUUGAGGUCCGAAGAGUCGAGGCUGGGGUCUGAGGAAUCCAGAAGGAGGUUGUCGGGCCCCACAGUCUCCUGGGAUUCAGAGCUGGCUUCCAUCAGGCACAGGUUAAAGUUUGUGUUGAAGCUGAAGGAGGAAUUUGUUUGUCCAAUCUGCAGAGAGGUGGUGCUCAAUCCCCAGCAAAACUCCUGUGGUCACAUCUACUGCUUCCACUGUCUCCAAGGACUAUUGGAGAGUUCACCGUCCAACCCAGUUUGCCCAGUGGACAAAGCUGUGAUCACACCAACUGAGGUUUUCCAGGAUAACUGCUGCAAACGUGAAAUUUCCAGUUUAGAAGUGUACUGCACCAAUGCCCCAGCAUGCACGACUAUUUUCACAUUAAACAAUCUGCAGGAGCACCUGAAGUCAUGUCAGUAUGAGCCGGUGCAAUGCACCAAUACAAGCUGCAUUGCAGUGUUACAGAGGAGGCACUUGCAAGAACACCUGACCAACAUCUGUCCAUACCGCAGGGAACCCUGCCCACACUGCAGGCAGCUGUUCCAGCUCAGUCUCAUUCAGGAUCAUGUGCAGAGCUUGUGUCCAGAUGUGAAGGUAGACUGUCCUGAAGGCUGUUCCCAAAAGGUCCCCAGACACAAGCUGACCAGUCAUAGACAGUUAUGUCCUGAAGUUAACAAUGACUGCUGUUUUAAGAAAUUUGGCUGCUCUGUACAGGGUAAAAGAAGGAAUGCCAAGCUUCAUGAAGACAAAGCUAUCAAUCACCACAUGCUGCUGGUCCUGAGGAGCAAUACCCACCUGGAGAAACAAAUGGAAGUUUUCCAAGAGGAUUCGCUGGAAAUGGAGCAGGAGGUCCAGACAGACACUUUGCUACUUACUGGACUGCAGAAGCAAUUCAGACCACUUUUGCAGCUGAGCAGCAAUCAUGAGCAUGCGGUCUCCAUGGCUCAGAGAACUCUUAGAAGGCAAGAGGAUACCCUAUCUUCUGUCCAGCUGGACCUCCAGCAGGUGUCUCGGGGGCUUCGUCCUCAUCUGGAAGAGCUAGCACAGCUCAGGAAGUCUCUGGAUGUUGCGAUGCAGGAAGUGUCUGAAGUUGAGGCCCUUAGAGAGCAUCUAGGAACCUUGGAGGAGAACUUAAAGCGUCACUCAGGCCUCCUACAUCUUCAUGCUGCUCAACUUAAUCUCAAUAAAAAGCACCUGCAGGAGCUUGAAGCGACAUCUUAUGAUGGGAAAUUGAUCUGGAAAAUUGAAGACUUUGGGAAGAGGAGUGGGGCAGAGGCCAAUGGUCAGCUGUCAUGCCUGACAAGUGUGCCAUUCUACACUGGACGCUGUGGAUACAAGAUGGCCAUUAAAGCCUAUCUGAAUGGGGAUGGGGAGGGAAGAGGUACUCACCUGUCACUUUAUGUAGUCCUCAUGCCUGGAGACUUUGACACUCUUCUGCCAUGGCCUUUCAGACAGACUGUGUCUCUCUCUGUUCUGGACCAAAGUGGUGCCUCUAACCAUCGGAGUCUCAGCUUCAGACCUGACCAUACCACCAAGUGCUUCCAACAACCCACUCCUGAAUCCCAGACCAAUGUUGCUGUUGGAUUUCCUUGCUUUAUUUCCCACAAUAUGCUGCAAACUCCCCAAAAUGCUCUGUACGUUAAAGACAACACGCUAUUUGUGAAAGCUAAGGUGGAUAUGACAGGUUUUGAGCAGCUGUAAAAUUUCUUCAUUAUCUGAUGAUAAGCUUAAAUGACAAUAUUAACAAAGAUAUACCAUAGGGAUGGGGUCAUGUGGCCCAGCCUUAAGAUGGCAGCAUAGCGGGAUUGCUACUAAGACAGCGUACGAACUGUACGCUGUUAGUGUGGUUUGGAAUAUACAGCAUUGAAAUGUCUAAAGCUUCAUCUGUCAAACAGUGUGAAAUCUUUCCCGAAGACGCAAGACAGGCACUAAGACAACCGCACCAAAUCCAGCACACAACACAGAUGAAGUAUUGGAUGAGUUCAAAUCAAAUCUGAGACAUAUUGAACCAGGCGGCUCAUAUCGAGGAGGCUGAGGCUUGCAUUGUUGAGGUAGAAAGCACACUUGAAAAAAACAGAAACAUCACUGAACUAUCAAAAGAAUCCUACUUCUUGAAGCCAAAACAGAUGACUUAGAAAACCGAGUAAAAUGAAAGAACUUGUGCAUCUUUGGCAUAAGAGAGGAAGCAGAGGGGAAACAACCACUCUUCGACUUUAUUAACAACAUGCUACCUAAAUGCUGGGGCUAGCACCUGACAAGUCAUUCACACUGGAACGAAUACAUCGCACGCUAGCCCCCGGGAAACAGAACAGAGCGGUGCUCAUUGGUUUCUUAAAAUUCCAAGAGAAAGAACUGGUAUAUUGGGAAGCAAGAAAACAAAAAUUACACAAGAUCACAUUUGCAUAGGAUCUGUCUGCGGAAAUGGUUAGGAUCCUAUGGGGAUUUUUACCAGGUUGUCAAGCUGCUUAUUGAUAAUAAUGCCUUCCAUGGAUUCCAGCACAACCCCUAUAGGCCCAGGAUCCUGUACGAUGGAAAGAUCCACCUUUUCUCAACACCUCAAGAAGCUGAAAAAUUCUAUAAGAAUCUGCCAAAGGACACAUGAGAAGAUGCCCAUGAUCAGUAAGUCGUAAAGGACAAGUUACUUAAACAACAGGUUAACCUUUAAGACAUUUAAUGAGACAGCUCCUGCUCCUACAUAACUGAUUAGCAACAGAGUCAUUGACAAGAGACAGAUAAAAUCUUGAGUUUGAAUUAAUACAACAUAACUGGGCAUUUUAAAGCACAUAUUCGUUCUAAGUUUAAUCUGAAUUGUUUUAGGAUCUAUACUAACAGCUGAGCCUUAAUUAAGUCAUUAUUUUUUGCUAUCAAGGGUAAACUUUAUUUUAUUAUGGAACAAAUUAGUACCUUUAUAUGAUUAGUAGACACUGUCUGAUUUAUGGGGCUUUAGUGAGGUUGCGUUGACUAGUUACUCCUCAGUGAUGUGGAUUAACACCCUCCAAAUAUUUUGCUCAAGGGAAGGGGGAGGCAUUUCUGAUAAGUAAAUGCAAAUGUUCAAUCAGAGAUUGUUUACAAGUUCUGUAUCUGGUGUGUGUGAGUAUGUGAAUGUAUGUGCAAACCUGCAUCUCCUUUUUCCUUACUUUGUCUAUCUUAAGUACACAAUCUGAUACUAUUUUAUGAAGAGGACAACUAAAGAAAACAUUUUGAACGUUAACAUUCCGUUAACAUCCUUUAGGGAAUCAGUCUUAUGGGUUGUAGUGAUGGGUCGGUCGCGAACGAAAUGGCUCUUAGAGCCGGUUCUUUGACGUGAACGACGAGAGCCGGCUCCUUAUCGCGAGCCGUGGGUUU